AUGGCGCCGCCGGAGGCGGGCGCGGGGACGUCCGCGGAUGGUCUGAGACGAGGUGCGUUCGCGGCGUUUGAGCCGUAUCGGGGUGGUGCGAACGGGACGAGCGCGGGCGGUGUGGAUGGGGACGGGGGGGCGUCGAGCGCGCCCGCGAGGGGGUUCGCCGUCGGGAGCGCGCCGAUCGGCGCGGGAUUUUAUAACGCGAUGGGGGUGGUCGGAGGGGGUGGAAUCGGAUCCGGUGCGUCGAUGGCGAUGGCGCACGCGGCGUUCGGGACGUCUCCGGGGUCGUUCGGGGCGUCGCCAACGUUUUACGGAUCGUCGCCCACGGCUAUUCCGCAAGUCUCGAGACCCAUGGCGCAGCCAGAGCGAGGGUUGGGAUUUCCGGGAUUAUCGUCCUCGCUCCCGGGAAAGCAUCACAUCGGAUCGCCAAACAGUGGAUUCAGCGCGUUUAGUCCCCCGAUGAACAUGAAAGACUCGCCUCGGUCGUUGGCGAGCUUUUCGUCGUCUCCGCCGGUUCGAUCGGGGGGCGUGCACAAGCCGUCGACGAGCGUGACCAAGGUGAAGAGGAUGGAGCUCGCUCGCGCCGCCGUCAGCGAGGCGACGGCGGCUGCGCAAGCGGUCGCAUCGUUGCCGAACGCGGCGGCGGUUUCGUCGCCGCCGUUGAAUUCGAGCGGCAAACCGCAGAAGAGCGUGUACAGAGGCGUCAGGCAGCGACCGUGGGGCAAGUACGCGGCGGAGAUCAGAGACCCAACGCGUGGUUCGCGACUUUGGCUCGGCACGUUCGAUUCUGCCGAAGAGGCGGCGUUGGCGUACGAUGCCGCCGCGCGGGCGAUUCGUGGAGACGCAGCCGUGACAAACUUUGGCAAGGAUGUUCCCAUUCCGGCGUCGGUGCGAUCGCAGUUGCCGCCGCUGCCGACGCGACCGGUGCAAGGUCGCGGAGGAGGAAUACCUCGCGACGACAGUGCGUUAUCCGGGCGCAUGUCCAAAUUAUCCACGUCCACCAAGCCGGCGAACCUUGAGGAAGAGGCGGAGAUGUUGCUCAUGCUUCAAGGCGCCGAUAGCGGGAAGGGUAGCACGCCGGAGAGAUCCGAGUCGAUCGAGGACGGAGCCGGCGGUAUGGAUCUCGACGAGGAUAACGGUGCGAGCUCGGUGACCGUUGGCUUGACUCUACGCGCGCAAAAGUCAAACGCUCAGCCAAUCGCGCCCAUGGCAUCGAUGCCGCGAGAGACGGGCGACACUUCGAACGCGAUGAUUUCGGCGCUCAAGGCUUCAAACGUCUCUACCCGACCGCGUCGAGGGAACGCUUAG
Ostreococcus tauri is the source of this 1302-nucleotide messenger RNA. Its product is annotated as DNA-binding domain. NCBI's taxonomy places the organism in Eukaryota, Viridiplantae, Chlorophyta, Mamiellophyceae, Mamiellales, Bathycoccaceae. Gene Ontology annotation, biological process: ethylene-activated signaling pathway; regulation of DNA-templated transcription. The transcript has a single exon. The coding region runs from base 1 to 1302 and encodes 433 amino acids. Gene Ontology annotation, molecular function: DNA-binding transcription factor activity; DNA binding. The record is from RefSeq and is a predicted model, not a curated record.